GCCUUGGGCAGCCGUCUCAAGUCCGAGCGGCUCCGCAUGCGGCUUUCUUCAGCAGGCUGCGCAAAUCUCGACCUCAUGCAUCUCCCCGAGAAGUGUCCUACUUUUCCAGAGGCGAAGAUCGAGGACAUCCGCCUGCGCUACCUGGCGUCGGCAGGCAAUCUCCUCGUUUGCUUGGAGCCUGGCCCGCCUUUGGACCUUUGCAGGAGGUUCGACCCAGAGCUCCGGCGCACCGUGCUGGUGGGGGCCGCCGCCUCGCAGGUAAACCGCGGAGGUGACGACCUGUUGCCAGCCUCUGUGCUCUGUGGCCCUGACGCAGCGUCAUCUCUGGAGGAGCGCUUCGCCAAGCUCUGCCGCGAUCGGGCCCCGCAGUGGCUGGCCAGUCUAGAGAAGUUGGAGCUGCGGCUGUCGAAAUCCAGCCAGGAAGCUCGGGAAAUCGAGCAGAAGGAGCAUGCUGGCGAAGUGCUCACCAAAGCUCGCUCAGCCGGCUUUUCCUUUGGCAGGGCACUACAGGAGGUCAUUGGAGGAUCGCCUGGCUGCUCGGCCGGCGCUUUGACCUUGGAGGAGGAGCUGGUCGAGUUUGCCUCGGCCGCGGCGCGGGGUCAUUGCGGGGCUGGAGACUUCCUCCUGGGCAAGGAUGCGGCGUCGUCAGCUGCAGACCUCUUUGUUUUGUUCGGAGGCGUGGAGGGCUAUGCCAAGUACCUCCGAGACCAGGUGAAGAUAUCCGGCGCCGACGUGGCGCUGAAUGGCGGUGCGGCCUGGCGGCGGCUCCUGGCGGAGCUGGAGGUGGCAGUCCGAUUGGCGCAUCCUCCAGAGGAGUCCAUCAAGAGCAUCGCCCAGGCGGCCAUCUGCGCCGGAGGUGACCGGCCCGAUCUUGUGAAUUGGGGUAAUCUUCUACCUUUGAAGGUCACCCCAUCAAGCAGCAGCAGCUUCGUGGACAUCUACCACAAACUACUGUUCGCUUCGGAGAUGUCAGUCGAUGUCGUCAGCGCAGUCGAUCUUAUCAACCGGCAAGCGGUUCUGAAGAGCAGCCAUCGGUUUGGGUGGCAUGAAGACCGUGGCACCGUGCACCGGAUGGUCCAAGUUACGGCAAGCAACAAGAGGCAAACGGCAAGGCUACCCCUUGACUGCCGGCUCUCCAUCGCCUUCGAACCGAUCCUCCGUCGCGUGCGCUACGUCGCUGCCCGGGUGAUCUGGCUGCUGCGCCACCAGAAGCUGGCAGUUUCCGAAUGGAUGUCCUUCCUGGCUGAGGGCCCGGGAGCUAGGAUCAAUUCUCCGCUCUUCUCGCAGCACCUGGGUGUUCUUCGAUCCUCGCCGGUGGUCCGAGACCUCGUUUUCGGUGCCUUCGAUGACGCGGUGGGGGCGGUAGGCGAACAGCUGCUGAAGAAUCUCACCGGCACCCUCACGGCAGCGUGCAUCAACCCGGAGAUCAUGCUGAGGCGAGGGAGUCUGGUUAGGGUUUAG
Messenger RNA from Symbiodinium sp. CCMP2456, 1461 nucleotides. The record is from the annotation of a GenBank genome assembly. Lineage: Eukaryota; Dinophyceae; Suessiales; Symbiodiniaceae.